Fomitopsis serialis is the source of this 1951-nucleotide messenger RNA. RefSeq lists its product as uncharacterized. Gene Ontology annotation, molecular function: zinc ion binding. The record is from RefSeq and is a predicted model, not a curated record. The coding region runs from base 34 to 1587 and encodes 517 amino acids. The transcript is spliced from 5 exons. NCBI's taxonomy places the organism in Eukaryota, Fungi, Basidiomycota, Agaricomycetes, Polyporales, Fomitopsidaceae.
CCAUCGACCGUGCUCACGACCAUCGCUCGACCAAUGUCUACGCAUGCGCAAACGACCUAUACGCACAAAGUGAAUGCAGACCCGCGUGGAGCAGACGGACUGAUUAGAUGCCCUGCACACGGCGACAUCGCAGCUAGAUUCACCAGUCAUACUGAGAACAACCCCAACCGGGAUUUCUACCGCUGCCCUAGGCGUGACGAGAAUCCUCAGUGCCGGUUCUUUAUAUGGGCAGACGACCCUAAACUGAGCGGAGAGCCCAGGUUUGCUCAUCAGCAAGGCUCGCCAAGACCGGCUCAUACACCCAACACACCUGAACGACAUGGUCGUUUGUCUCUACGGGGUAGUGCUGCACCCGCACCCGCCUCCCCUCAAUCCGUCAAACGUCCCCGACCCGACUCACCACCGCCUUCGCAAACUUCAUCCGCGCAUCAGUUACCGAGCGCCUUCCCACGCACCCCCACUCGAGGAGCUCGAGCACAGAGUGUGACCACACCGUCCAGCGCGUACACCCCGUCUCAGAGACGAUCUCGGCUAGCUGCUAUUAUAACUGGCAUGGAGGCAGCGGGACCGGUACAAGGCACCAGCAAGUCGCCCUACGUCCCCAGCGCAGCCGCCAGGUCCGCCACGCCUGUAGUCCAUUCCGGCAGCGAGACACCGCGUUCUGGCCAUCGUCGUUCUGAAGUCGAGACGGUGCCCAGUCACGAUCAAGGUCUGCCAGUGGAUACACCUGAGGACGACGAUGACAACGAUGCAACGAGUCACCCUUCGCCUUCAAAGCGCAGCCGGUUGGAAGACGAAGAGUACGAUUUCUCCGAAACGGGCUCCUUGUACAGCGUGGGCAUACAGACAAGCCCUCGGCCCGCACAAUCAGUAUUUGACGCCUUUGACGGUAUGUCGGAACGCGCCGUUGAGGUCGAACUGGAUUUUGGGCCAGGUGAUCCCCUCAGCGGAGCAGCGGAUACGACGGGCCCGGACGACUCUAUGCUCCCCCCUCUUGAUCGUCUUCCUCCCGCGUUUUCUCGGACAGGGAGCCCGCUGAAGGGCAGUCCUUCGAGUCAUCGACGCUCGCGAUUGCCUGGUGAUCACUCGCAGGGCUAUCUGACACCUCCAGAAAGUUCCGAGCCCCAGCCAGACACGAGGCAGCUAUCUCGUCAAAGCAGCAUUGCUCCAUUAGACUCGCCUGCUAGGUGGAAGGGCAAAGGCCGGGACUUGGGGGAUCAGUCGCACCAGCAGUGGCGACUCGAAGACGACCCGGAAAAUCCAUUUCAUGAUCGUGCCUCGACCGUGUGGGCAUCGUUUACUGACAACGCACAUGCGUUGGAGUCAUCCCGCCUCGAGCAAUCUCAGUCACAAGUCAGUGGAGAAGGAGCACCUCUUCCAUUGGCCGACUAUGUCGCUGCUCACCUUGCGGGUAUGCAUGCCCUACCAGAUCAAAUUAGGAAGUUGGAGAGACAGUUGAAGGCUGCCCAUAAUAGCAUCGCAGCCAGGGACAGGAAGAUCCAACAGCUACAACAGGAUUCUGUGCGGUUGCUGGCUCAGAAUCGCGCGUUGGAGGCCACGGUGGAAGGGCUCAGGGCCAGGCGGUAGCAAUGUGCGGGUUGCAUCCGCGGCAUUUGCUCCAAAGCCUGUCCGUUUAGUCGUGCUCCGUCCGGAACUUCGCACUGUACAAAGUUCUCUAUGCUGGCACCAUGCCGUAACUUAUCGUAUAUGUGGACCUUCUGUCGAGCUUUCUCUUUUCGAGAACAUCUUUUGACUCCCACUGUUCCUCGCUCCCGUAUACGACUUUGAACGGAUGAGCUGGCCGCGUUCGCUGUCUGCUCUUACGGCAGCUCCACUAUUCGUGGGGGCGUUGUGUCACCGGAGCCGCCAGAACUGCCAUGUUGGUCACAUCAAAGCAUUCUGCCCCUCGCCGGGACCCCUCUCCGUGUGGUACGCAAUGACAAGGAACGAA